Molecule: messenger RNA, 1480 nt
Organism: Sorghum bicolor (sorghum)
Lineage: Eukaryota; Viridiplantae; Streptophyta; Magnoliopsida; Poales; Poaceae
Product: 1-aminocyclopropane-1-carboxylate oxidase homolog 3
Exons: 1
Coding region: 58-1209 (383 amino acids)
Source: RefSeq, a predicted model, not a curated record
AUAUAUAUGCGGUCUAGCCUACUACCUGAUCCAUUAUCGUGAUCCCAUCCCGCAAUCAUGGCCAUGGCCUCCACCGCCGCCGGCACCGACCGCCUCACCCAGCUCAAGGCUUUCGACGACACCAAGGCCGGCGUCAAGGGCCUCGUCGACGCGGGCGUCACCACCGUCCCACCCAUCUUCCAUCACCCACUCGACCCCCACGACGACGCCUCCAACAACGCUGCCGCCGCCGCCAGCCUAACAACGACAAUCCCGGUCAUCGACCUCGCCGCCUUUUCAGCAGCCAACAACAACACCAACGACGCCGCUGGCGCCAACCACCACCAGCAGCUGGUCGCCCAGGUCAAGGCGGCCGCGGAGACCGUGGGCUUCUUCCAGGUCGUCAACCACGGCGUGCCCGCGGAGCUCCUCGCCCGCAUGCUCGCGUCCGUGCGAAGCUUCAACGAGGAGCCCGCCGAGGCGCGGCGGCGCUACUACACCAGGGACCCGGCGAGGCGCGUGAGGUACCAGAGCAACUUCGACCUCUUCUACUCGCCCGCCGCCAGCUGGCGCGACACGGUCUUCAUCGAGUCCGCGGCGGAGACGGAGACGGAGGAGAUGCCGGCGGCGUUCAGGGACGUCGUGCCGGAGUACACGCAGCAGGUGCGGGCGCUGGGCGCGCACCUUCUGGCGCUGCUGUCGGAGGCGCUGGGCCUGCCGCGCGCCGACUACCUGCAGCGCGACGCCGGGUGCCUGGACGGGCCGGCGCUCGGCUGCCACUACUACCCGCCGUGCCCGGAGCCGCGGCUCACGCUGGGGACCGCCAGGCACUCGGACCCCAGCUUCCUGACGGUGCUGCUGCAGGACGACGCCGUCGGCGGCCUGCAGGCGCUCGUCGGCGGUGGAUGGGUGGACGUGCCUCCGCUGCCCGGCGCGCUCGUCGUCAACGUCGGCGACUUCCUCCAGCUCAUGUCCAACGACAGGUUCAAGAGCGUCGAGCACCGGGUGGUGGCCGUGCCUGGCUCUGCCGCGCGGGUCUCGGCGGCCUGCUUCUUCAGGCCCACCGGCGCCGCCGCGUCCUCCAGGGCGUACGGCCCCUUACCUGACCUCGUCAAGCCGCCGGAGGCACCGCGGUACCGGAGUGUCACCGCCGCAGAGUUCCUCGGCUACUAUAGGCAGAAAGGUCUCGACGGACGAUCUGCGCUUGACCACUUCAGGCUGCUGCUCUGAGCCUCUCAACCCAAUUAUUCCAUUCCAUCACUACUAUAUGUCGCUUUGCCAGUCCAUUUUAUAAUAAAGAGUCUUCUAAAAUGAAAGUCAAGAAAUAGUGUAUGAACAAAGAUUUUAAAUGGUGGCUAAAUUUAAUAAAGGAGAAAGAUUUUUAAAGAGUUCAAACACUGUAGAAUUUCUAUAUGUAUUCACCACAUCUCUCUAUAAAUAAGGAGUCACUUUCACCUUUGUAAAGCAAUUAAGAAAGAGUGAAAUAUAGAACAAGCUUCUU